CAAAGUAUCAUAUUAUCGAUGCAACUCCUACGAGGCAUCGCUAUCGCCAAACUGCACCAAUGACCCAAUUCCAAGUACCUAACCAGUAUCUCGCAGCAACCCAAAGGUUAUUAUACAACGUCUCCAGCCUUCAACGCCCGUAUGCCAAACCCACGCAGCAGAAUCCGAGGCCCACCACCGCCUGCACGGCAACAACGCCCUCCAACAACGCCCCGCCCGCUCCUGGACCCGUGAGCGGCAGCUCGGCGCCGAAAAUCGAGGCGCGCUCAAUGGCGGCGUCUGGGUGGUCAAAGAUCGCAAGAGCGGUAAAGAAUACAUCGAGAAAUGCGCCCAAGACACAAUGAUCAAGGACGGGACCAUCCUACAGGAAAUCACUAUACUAAAAUAUCUCUCGUCGCCCUCGCAUGAGAAUAUCACCAAACUGGUGGACCACUUCGUCGACAAGAAGCUGUGCAAAGUGAGCAUCUACCUGAAAGAAUGCAGCAUGGGCAGGCUCGAAGCACUGAUCGAAUCGCGAUACCAAGGCGGGGAGCUCUUCAACGAGCUCGACGUCUGGGAGUGGUUCAUCCAGCUCUUCUCCGCGCUGACAUACUGCCACUACGGGCCCGACCCCACCGCGCGCUUUGCCUACAACCGCCCCGAGGACUGGGAAAAUGAGUGGGACAGGGUGUUCCACUGGGACAUCAAGGUUGAGAACAUCCUAGCCCACGAGGCGACGCCCAAGGGUAUGACGACGCAGUAUACGCUCAAGCUCGCAGACUUUGGGUGCGCGGUUGCGCGAAGGUAUAUCUGGGUUGAUACAGCGAACGACCGGAAAAAGACGAGCUGGUGCACGAGGAGGUGGACGCCGCCAGAAUAUCCACAGUUUGUGGGGAGGUCUGAUGUAUGGCAGCUCGCUGCUGUCGUGGGAUGUAUCUGCAAUUUGAUGAACGUGCCGUUCUUUGACCAUGCAGCGCCGGCGCCUGGGUACUCGGUUACACUCAAUAAUGCGAUUGUGGAAAGUAUGAAGAAAGACUUCAGACAGAGGCCGAAGGCAGAUGAGGUGCUGGGACAUGUGAGAGGAAAGUACAAGGUCAAGGCGGAGGUGCUGGAGAAGGAUCCGAGGCCUGUGCCUGAUAAGCUUGAUAAAGUGAAGAAGGACAGGAGGGAGAGACAGUUAAAACGAGGACUUGAGAAGGGGUCUAAGGAGCAGCAGCAACAAGCUGCUGCGGCUCAGGCACUCAAUCGGCAGGCACAGGUUGUGGGUCAGUGGGGUGUAGGAAAUGAUGGCUUUGGGGGUCCUGGUCCGUUUGCGGGUGCUGGAUGGGGUGGUCUCGGUGGACGGGGCGGUGGACCUGGUAAUAUGCAACCGUUUGGUAGAAUAGGUCGGGGCUGGUAUGGAAGUGGUGGGGGUAUGUACUAGUCUUCGCAAUUUGGGGGACCCCCAAGUGGGUAUUAUGGUGGAAGUUACAGUUCUCCAUUUGGAGGUCAUUGAAUUGGAGGUUAUGGGCCUGGAUCCUUUGGGAUUAGUCCUCAUAAAUUUGAGCCGUACGGGUCUGGAAGAUUUGGUGGUUAUCCGCCGUACGCUGCCCCUCCUCGAUUGCGGAGGCGGUCAUUAAAACGUUGUUCUCGGGUGUCAAGACAUAGAUCCAGCUAUAAAUAUUUUAUUGUUGUAUGCGUACGAUUUGUGU
This is a messenger RNA of Paraphaeosphaeria sporulosa, 1670 nucleotides long. Its product is annotated as kinase-like protein. Gene Ontology annotation, molecular function: protein kinase activity; ATP binding. The transcript has a single exon. Bases 341 to 1402 code for a protein of 353 amino acids. Gene Ontology annotation, biological process: protein phosphorylation. The record is from RefSeq and is a predicted model, not a curated record. Lineage: Eukaryota; Fungi; Ascomycota; Dothideomycetes; Pleosporales; Didymosphaeriaceae.